This is a messenger RNA of Clupea harengus (Atlantic herring), 2824 nucleotides long. RefSeq lists its product as uncharacterized. NCBI's taxonomy places the organism in Eukaryota, Metazoa, Chordata, Actinopteri, Clupeiformes, Clupeidae. The record is from RefSeq and is a predicted model, not a curated record.
UGCAGAGGAUGUUUAAGGUAAUCAAAGUAACAAUCUAGUUUUGAAGUUGAAUCUUGUCUUUGCAGUCAACAAUAUUUGGGAUUACUUAGUCAACUUUUUGUUUCUAAUUAUUUGUCCUCUACAAUAGCCAUCUUAAACAGCGCUUGGGCAUGCCCUGGAAAUGAAGGGGCGCAAUCAACAAUCAAAUUAGUUUGUGGAACAAUCAUUUCACAUAAAUGGGCUUUCAGUCGCGACUGUUGACAUAUCUGCCUUAGUGUUGAGGGGUAAAUCCCUGCAAAUGUACCAGAUUUAUAUUUUAUACAUGCACAUCAAAUAAUCAUAUACACAAAUUUUGUAUAUGAAGUCAUCAGAUCACCAAAUGGAGAAAUUGUCAACAUUUCAUAUGAUUUCUUUUUAUUAUAUUUUUGUAAAUGUGUGUGUGUUUGUGUAGUACACCCUACUGUAACAGUUCACAGAAAAACAAUACUGAGUUCAAAUUAUUACUGCUAUGAGACCAUCUUUACUAGGUUUGUUAUGUUAGUUCUUCUAAGAAAUUGAGGGUUUGGAUUCCUGUGAGUAUACCAUUUGCACUAAAUGCUAUGCUAUGGCAUAUUACCAUGUCAUUCUAACAAAGUUUGAUAUUUCAUGGGCUCUUCAGAAACAGCAAAAGUUUUGGGUCGGAGUAGUCUGGGGGGCGUUGCCCAUUUAAAUGAGUCUGUGCCCUGGCCAUAUGUCAGGUAAGGGCACCGAUAGACAUGGUACAUGGCUGCACGUAGUGCUAGUCAGAGCGCAGACGAGUGAUAUUCAGCUGGUGUUCUGUCAGUGGUUGAUUGACAUGGUCACAGAAUACCUUCUACAAACAGUUGGCUAUUGAACUGGUGUGGAAAGGGCAAUGGAGAUGGCUAGAUAUGACAUUGACCAGUGACAAGCACUUGCAGAAGACAUUGUUUCAGAUCUUUUUUAUAGACAUAAUGAUUUUCAUUUGUAUAAAUAAAUAAACUCUAAAUUAGUAAAGUGAGUUAUGUCUCCUCAUAUUUAAUGAACUACAGCACUGAUGACAAAUGAUCCACAAACCAUUGCCAAUAUUUGUGUGUGUGUAUAUAUAUAUAUAUAUAUAUAUAUAUUCCAUUCUGUCUUUGAAGCAAAUUAAGAACAUGUUGCUGCUGUUUAACAUUUACAGUCAUUGGUUUUGCUCUCCAGUGAUCCUCUGAGUCAGAACUUCAUUGUCCCAGUUCAAGCAUACUUGGCGAGCUAAUUUUAUUUGAUCGAUACAUUUACGUAUCACACUUGCCUUCAUAUAUGAACGCCUCAGCCAUUGUUAACGGAUCACACGUAUCGAUUUUACAAAUUUAGGCCCAUUUAGCCGGCGCCUUCUAGCAACUCACUAAUGUAUUACAGGUGUCUUUCAGUGGGCCUUCAGGGGAGUGGAUGUGGUCAAGCAGAGUAACAAUUAUGUUAGGAUGCACACUUCCAGUCUUAAAUGACGGCAGUUUGAUUCCAGGGAGAGAGAUCCGUAUCAUGCAUCUGUAUCAUCAACCGAAGAUGAAUAAACCGUCUCCGUUAAACUGGAGAAAAUUGAGUUUUUACAGGUUGGAUUUAGGCUGCCAUAUGCAUAGGCCUUCAUUUUAUGUGUAUUCCAAUCCCCCCCCCCACGGACGUACGUCUGACUCUACAACACGAUCUCACUUCGAAAAACAUUUCGUCAUAACAUAUGGAACGUCAGCUAAACUAGUGUAUUUCCAAAGCUUUGCUACGUUCUGUUCAGAAGUUAUGGCCAGAAAUCAAAGCACAGGCUAGCCUGUUGUUUACCUUAGGUGUAGGUUUCAAGCUGUCGUCAGCUGUGAAAUGUGGUGACUACAUUGCGGAGUUGAAAAUGAACGGGAAUAUUGAUGCUAUUUACAAACAUGUCUGCGACCUUGUGCAUUGGAUUGUGUGCCCGGUUUGUAAAUACUUUGGGGCUUUGCUAGUCGUCAAGGGGGGCAUCGAAAUGAUCUCAACCCUUUCGCGUCUAAGUUGGAGACCAUUACAAAAGGUCCUUGGUCUUCACGUGCAGGAGGGUGAAGUUUUCGAGGAAACGUGUCUUGAAUGGUUAAUGGAGGUUAGUCGAAGAACAACUGGCAUUUCCAACUCCUUAAAAGAAUUCGAGGACCUUCUUGAACAAUUUGAGGAAGACACCGUGACAGCGUGUAAUUUGUCCAGUGAAGAGCUCACCUCUGACAUGGCUGUGUGCCGAAAUUCUACCUGCAGCACAGGUCACAUGGAGCAUGGACCAGCCAGGCCUCCCCUACUGAUGUGCCCUCCCUCAUGCAUACACACACGGCCAGAGAGAGCAGAGGCCAAGUCGGUAUCCACCAUGAUGUUCUCCCAAGCGCCCCAAAUCCACCUGAUUUCACAGGAGCUCAGAGUGAAACUGGAGUCCCAUGUCCGACGCAAACUAGCACAUCGUCUUUUCGGCUUUCCCACAAGGCUUGCAAAGCGCCUAGGAGAUAAUGAAGUAUUUGUGCUUGAAUGUCAGGACACAGGUGAUGGCAGGCAGGCUCACAAUGGAUCUAAACCAAAGUUGGAAGUAAAUCCCAACAGAAAUGUUUCUGACCUUAAGGAUGCUGGACAACUGAAUGUUGUUGACCUUAAGAAUACUGGACAACUGGAAGAAACCAAAGCCUUGUAAAGUAUUGUUGGAGAAAACACAGGACUGGGUGGACGUGAGCAAUAACAUGCAGAACUUAUUCCAAAUUUAAAAUAUUUUUUUAAGCUCUUACUUCAGUUUUGUGAGCCUUCUAUAUUUAUAUUAAACAUUUUGAAAUGAAAGUGGAAGGAGGGUAAGUCUGUGGGCUUUUGUGUAUUU